Thelazia callipaeda (thelaziosis nematode) is the source of this 1899-nucleotide messenger RNA. NCBI's taxonomy places the organism in Eukaryota, Metazoa, Nematoda, Chromadorea, Rhabditida, Thelaziidae. The record is from the annotation of a GenBank genome assembly.
AUGUAUAUAGCUUUGGCUAAUUUGUGGGUAUCUCAACCGGGCAAGUAUCACGAAUUCGCGGAUGCAACGCGAACUUACAUUCCCGGUGCUGAGUACAUGUCUUUCUUGCAAAGCCUUCCGCGCCGUACCGCAUCGUCUGGAUCGCUUUUCCGAGGUGAUAAUGGCGAUGGUAUUUCAUUGGGGAACCAAACGGCCUCAUCAUCAUCCGUUUCAUCUCAGCGACGAAAUGCGAUUGAUUUUGCUGAUCAAGAGGUGAUAUUCGAUAGGAAACAAAAGAAAAACACUGGCCGAGUAGUGGACUAUGUCGCAUUAGAAGGUUUCAAUAAUGAAGUGGCUAGGUCCCAUACUUUGCAACGCACACGCCAGCCCACAAAAUGUGCGCACUGCGAAACACUUUCUCUGCUUUCUACGAUGCAAUGUGCCAAAUGUGGUAUGACCUGGCACAAAUCAUGCUUGCCCCGUAUUACCGUUCCUUGUGGUCAGAAUCCCAAGAGUUUUACCGAUUCAUCCCGGCGUACAAGUGUAUUCGGUGUACCCUUGAGCAGCCAGUUGAAUGGUCAAUCCCGUUUGAUUCCUGUCGUUCUCGAACGCUGUGUUGACGAACUGCAAAAACGUGGAUUGAAAGUUAAAGGUAUUUAUCGUACCUGUGGUGUGAAGAGUAAAAUUGAGGAAAUAUGUGAAGAUUUUGAACGAUCAAAUAAUGGUAGUGAAGUGAAUUUAAGUAGUUAUCAUCCAAUGAAUAUUGCUUCGGUGAUAAAAUUAUACUUGAGAAAGCUGCCAGAACCACUGCUGACUCACGAAUUAUACGAUGAAUGGAUAACAUUUGCUGAGAAGAAUGUUGUAAGUGAAGAUUUAGAAAUCGUAAAUCAGAUCAAAUUAAUAGUUGGGAAAUUGCCAGCAAGAAAUGUGGAUGCGUUAGAAUUCCUUGUACUGCAUCUAAAUCGAGUUACAUGGUUUGAAAUGGAUAAUUUAAUGACUGCAUCAAAUUUGGGUGCUGUGAUAACACCGUCGAUGAUUUGGAAGCAUCCGUCCUCUGCUUGUAAUAGUAAUUCAUUCCUUUCUAAUGCUCAUCUGAUGAGUAAAGCAGUUGAAUUACUUAUCAAAUACGCCUUUGAAAUAUUUGAUGUGGAUAUUACUGAAGACAAACGUUCAUUUUAUCAAAAAUAUCCACAUACAAUGGAUACAUUGUCUACAGAUCCCGAACUUGAAGAUCGAUUGUGUGAAGGAGAAUCGAUAGCGGAUGAAGAUUUACUCGAAGACGAGACAGAUGCAGUCUGUUCUACUUUCCUAUCACAACCGCCAACUCCAGAUCUGUUAAAAAAUACGUCUCGUAACAAAAAUGAGACGUAUUCCAUGAGUGAUGACAUUGAUUUGGAUAAUCAUUCCAAUUUGACACGAGCCAGUAAUUCCCAUCACUUCGGUGAAACUUGCACAAGAACUCAUUCAUUGAUGGGUCGUCUAAAUUGCACAAGUGAUAGCAAUACCUUUCGUCCUGUUGGCAACGCUGUACGUUCACGAAACAGAAUUGAUAAGAAACGUAGUUACACGACAUCUAUUUUGGUGUCUCCACGUCCAGACCGUAAAUUAGUCUUACCACAAAAGCAGCUCUCAGCAGAAGAUACAAACUCGAUCACAAUUCGUUCUGGUGAUGUGACUGUCGAUGUCGCCAAGGAACAGUUUUACUUGACGGAUGUGAACGAGACUUCUUGUGUGAGUCGAAAAUCAAGUGAUGGCGACCAUUUGUUGCUAAGCUUGUGCCGUCGAUUGAAUGCCGUGGCAAAUGAUACAGAGAAUGACCACAUGGUUGAGGAAUCUCAAUCAGAUAUCGGCAAUAACAGUCCUUGUAUGCAUUCCGCUAGACCUGUGCUUUUCCAAGAAGCUGAUGUUAGCUACAUCUGA